This is a messenger RNA of Diversispora eburnea, 1761 nucleotides long. Lineage: Eukaryota; Fungi; Glomeromycota; Glomeromycetes; Diversisporales; Diversisporaceae. The record is from the annotation of a GenBank genome assembly.
AUGGAUCCAUAUAAGGAUUAUUAUAUGGAUCCAGAAUUCGAUCCUCGAAAAGCUAACAUGUCUCGGUUAAGAGAAAUACUCCUUGAGAAUAGUGUCGGAUAUACUGGGGCCGAACGUAAAGCGGAUCUGGUAGAAAAAUUCGAGCUGGAGAUUCGUCCAAAAAUUCCUGCUCUCCAAAAAAGGGACAGGGAUUUAGAAAUAUAUAAGCAGAAGACUGUCGCGCAGCUUGAAAGGACUGCUGAAAAGAAGAAACUACAAUUCGGGGAAUUGCCGAAGUUAUCAUCAACAAAAUCCGGUCAAAUAGCUCGUGGUCGCCGUAAAGGCAAAGAGAAAGAAAAGACUACGGAUUAUGUGACGACAACACCUGUUCAAGUUCCCCCCAAUCACUCAGCAGUAGAGACACCUAUUUCAAGUGAGCUAAAUGAACUCCAUUGGCAUCUUAAUAAAAAAGAAAUCCCAGAGUCACCGCUCGCCAAAUUUAGUUCAAGUAAUCACAUACCUCUUAAUCGUAAAUAUAAUGAUCUUAUCGAGGAGGAUAUAACAGAGUCAUCAACAACAAAUUUGUAUCCGAAAAUUGAAGAUAAUGUACAUGUACCAAAAUAUGAACCCAACGUUAAAGAUCCCAGCGUUAAAGAACUCAACGUUAAAGAGCCCAGCGUUAAAGGACUCAACGUUAAAGAUACUACCAGUUCUAUUCGGCGUGACGCUUUUGCCUACGCGUAUCGAAAUCCCAAACAUACUCCACGUUACAUGAUUAGCCGCCUCGAAAUACCUGAGUCUGCUUCACAACUCAAAACUCCAUCACGGUCCUAUAAAUGCUGGUUUUUCUUAAUUUUGCUUUUUUUGUCACCUUUCUUACCCUGGUUCAUUAAUUUCUUCGUACCCAUGACAACUGAAGAUGUUAGAUUCUGUGAUACUUCAUUUAAUAACAUUAAAUAUGUUUCUAGUGAUGGGAGCGUUGUUGAUUAUAAUUGUGUUUCUUGUCCAUCUAAUGGUCGAUGUGUUGAUGGAAAACUUGUCGCUUGCGAUGAAGGAUAUAAAAUCAAUUCAACACCCGCUAGCUUGUUUCAACCAUAUAAAGCCGAAUGUGUACUUGAUAUGAAGCACUUACAUAGAGUUGAAAAAUAUGCUAAUUUACUUAAAGAGAUCGCUUCCAAGGAAACUGGAAGCAUGAAUUGUGGUAGUGGUGGAUAUGAUCUUUUGUUAUUUGACAACCUUAAACAGAAAUUGCGAAAUAAGAAAUUACCUUCGCAAGAUACUCCUAUCGAUUUCGAUAGAUAUUCCGGACUUGCGCUAGAUGAAUUAAAACAUGAUGAUGAUAUAAAAAUUCAGAAGGAAAGAACUUUCGAUAAUAAAGAAACCAUUUAUGUGAUUUCUAAAAUACCACAAUAUGGAUUAUUCUGUCGCAUAAAACUUAAUAAUUUGAUCGCUAUUAUUCUCGUUAUAUUUGUAAUCAUCAUAUAUAUUAAUCGUAAAAGAUGGGAAUCCUAUCAUGUUGAGAAAGCUACUAAAAUGGUUCUCAAUAUGAUGAAGCAAAAUCGUGAUAUUAUUUCUGAACAAUGGAGAGAAUCUGUUAUGAAUGAAGUAGAAGAUGAUAUGACCAGAAUCAUGUUAUGGAAACGAGUUGAAGAUCGUCUUCAGGAGAAUCCAUUAGUUAGAACACGAAGAUUAGUUGAUUAUAAAGGUCUUAGUUCAUUGCAUUUCGAUUGGGAUCAAGUUCGAAGUGUUCCUUACUUUGCUUGUCGAAAUCCUCAAUUUUAG